GUGAGAUCAUCGCGCCCUGGCCGUAUGCGCGCGCACACGCAUCGUGGGCCUCGACGCGAGGGGUCACGUAGAAGUAUCUGCGAACCGGAGACCGCCAGGGUUUGGUCACUAGGAAAGCCCCACCUCACCCUUUCUAAAAAUGCCCCGGAAAUGCCUUCGCCCUCAAUAAAGAUGGCCGUACCACGUGGCAUGUGGGAGGCGGGUCUGCGCCUGCGCAACAAGUUCGGCGGGGAAGAUGGCGGAUGACAAGGAUUCUCUGCCCAAGCUUAAGGACCUGGCAUUUCUCAAGAACCAGCUGGAGCACCUGCAGCGGCGUGUAGAAGAUGAAGUCAACAGUGGCGUGGGACAGGAUGGCUCGCUGUUGUCCUCUCCAUUCCUCAAGGGAUUCCUGGCUGGCUAUGUGGUGGCCAAACUGAGGGCAUCAGCAGUGUUGGGCUUUGCCGUGGGCACCUGCACUGGCAUCUACGCAGCUCAGGCAUAUGCCGUGCCCAACGUGGAGAAGACAUUGAGGGACUAUUUGCGGUCACUGCGCAAGGGGCCCGACUAGCUUUGGAUGCCAUGGGGGAGGCAGGAUGAGCAGCUGGGGCCUGCAGGUGGAGGUCUUUCAACCACAGACAUUCUAUCUGGCUUCCCCAGCUAUCAUCCAUUUGCUGUCUCCAGCUUUUCCUGCCACAUUCAUCCUUGCUUCCUUUCCUGCAGA
This is a messenger RNA of Lemur catta (Ring-tailed lemur), 700 nucleotides long. It is a transcript of the gene SLC35A4, whose product is annotated as solute carrier family 35 member A4. The record is from RefSeq and is a predicted model, not a curated record. The coding region runs from base 236 to 547 and encodes 103 amino acids. The transcript is spliced from 3 exons. NCBI's taxonomy places the organism in Eukaryota, Metazoa, Chordata, Mammalia, Primates, Lemuridae.